UCAAUUACGUUGUAGUCCAGCUGCUACACCAAAGAUGGCUUCCCCAAGAGCUUCCCCAAGAGCUUCAGUGUGGAGAGUGACACCCAUUCAAGAGGAACCUGAAAUGAGUCAUGAGUCAGGCACAAGAAGAAGCCUAACUUUUGGUUCAACUUUAAAUAGUACUAGCUUUGAUAAUAUGGAUGGUGUGACACCUUUAAUUGAUUUUGAUGAGUCCUUCACGGUGCAAAUUGAGUGUGAUGAGAGCACUGCUGUGGAAAAAGAAACACUCCCUGACUUUAUAUUUGAAGAAGCCGCAGCUCCAAAGGAAUGUCCAUGCAUAUGGAAGUCAGUGUGCCCCAGGUGUUCAAACCAAACCGUUCAACCUGUAAUUCAAAUCCCUGUAAGUAAAUUGUUCAGAUCAUAUUGCAUUUUACAAAUCCUCUUCUUCUUCGUCAUAUUUAAAUGUGAUUGGAGGCAGUCUUCUAGGAGUUCGUUGUAAAAAAAA
Frankliniella occidentalis (western flower thrips) is the source of this 484-nucleotide messenger RNA. RefSeq lists its product as uncharacterized. The record is from RefSeq and is a predicted model, not a curated record. Lineage: Eukaryota; Metazoa; Arthropoda; Insecta; Thysanoptera; Thripidae. The transcript is spliced from 3 exons. The coding region runs from base 35 to 478 and encodes 147 amino acids.